Messenger RNA from Arachis stenosperma, 1643 nucleotides. Its product is annotated as cold-responsive protein kinase 1-like. Bases 314 to 1378 code for a protein of 354 amino acids. Lineage: Eukaryota; Viridiplantae; Streptophyta; Magnoliopsida; Fabales; Fabaceae. Gene Ontology annotation, biological process: protein phosphorylation. The record is from RefSeq and is a predicted model, not a curated record. The transcript is spliced from 7 exons. Gene Ontology annotation, molecular function: protein kinase activity; ATP binding.
AGGAAGAAGCGAGUCGGUCACACCAUACGUGUCGUGACAAGCCCUCACUCGCUCCUUACUCCUUUCUCUUCAAAAUGUCAAACACCACGCGCCUCCAGUUUCCUUUUUUGUUAUAUUAUUUUUCUUCAAUUCAAUGAUUUACUCACCGUUUCUUGCCAUUCCUCAGUCGUCUUCUUUUUGUGCUCCGUUAUUCACCUUCAUCGUUGGCAAAAUUGAGGCUGCAGAGUAUAGCAGUCACAUUCGAGGAUCAUUAUGAGUUGUGGCUGCUUUGGAGCCUCAACUCUCAAGAAGAAAAGUCCUUCUCCUACUCCCAAUGAAAUUGACGUUUAUAUACUUGUGCUGUUACUCAGGCUAUCCACUUGAUAAUGUUAGACAUUUCUCUGACAAAGAACUGAGAUUGGCUACUGAUAAUUAUCAUCCAAGAUAUAAGAUAGGACGAGGAGGUUUUGGAAUUGUUUACAAGGGAACCUUAAAAGAUGGGAGACAAGUAGCAGUGAAGACCCUUUCAGCUGGGUCAAGGCAAGGAGUUCGUGAAUUUUUAACUGAGAUUAAAACUAUAUCAAAUGUUAAGCAUCCAAACCUUGUUGAGUUGGUCGGUUGCUGUGUUCAAGGGCCUAAUCGUAUUCUAGUCUAUGAGUAUGUGGAAAAUAACAGCCUUGAUCGUGCAUUACUUGGCACAAGGAGUAUAAACAUCAGACUAGACUGGAGAAAAAGAUCUAUUAUUUGCAUGGGCACUGCAAGGGGUCUUGCAUUUCUUCAUGAAGAACUUGUGCCACACAUCGUGCACAGAGACAUCAAAGCGAGCAACAUACUACUUGACACAGACUUUAAUCCAAAAAUAGGAGAUUUUGGGUUGGCUAAAUUAUUUCCUGAUGACAUCACUCAUAUUAGCACAAGAAUUGCUGGAACAACUGGUUACUUGGCGCCUGAAUAUGCAAUUGGUGGCCAGUUAACCCUGAAGGCUGAUGUGUAUAGUUUUGGGGUUCUUAUACUUGAAAUAGUUAGCGGCAGAAGCAGUUCAAGGACAAACUGGGGAGACUCGUACAAACUCCUCUUGGAAUGGGCAUGGCAACUCCAUGAAGAGGGGAAGUUGGUGGAGCUUGUGGAUCCAGAAAUGGGAGAGUUUCCUGAGGAAGAGGUGAUUAGGUACAUGAAGGUAGCAUUCUUCUGCACACAAGCAGCUGCGAGCAGAAGGCCAAUGAUGUCACAGGUUGUUGAUAUGUUGUCCAAGAAAACAAAGCUCAAUGAGAAGCAACUCACAGCACCAGGUUUCUUCCAAGACUCAGGAGAGUCUUCUCUAAAGAAGUCUUCUGGUGAGUCCACAAGCUAUCAGUUUAGCUCUACCCCUGCCAGUAUUACACAGGUCAACCCCCGGUAAAGCCAAUAUCGAAUAAAAUCAAAUAAAUCCUGUUGUGAAUUGUAGAUUUCAAAAAGAAAAGAAAAAAAGGAAAUCAAGAGAGAGAUGGCAGCUUCUUCUUCCCCCUUCUUUUGAAAGUGAAAAAAAUGUGAUAGGAUUUUGUUUCCUUUUCUUUUAGUUGUAAUUUUAAUUUUUUGAAUAUAAUGUGGCAAUUGAAAUUAAGUAACUUAUGGGAGAGCAUAUUGAAAUAAGAGGUAGAUAUUUGUUUGGAAUGUAUCUUAAUUUA